CAAUCAACGUCCUCUUCAUCACCUGCUCCCGUCUCAAUGACGCCAAUCAAUGUCCUCUUCUUCAACUCCACGCAAAAAUAUUUAUUGGUCCGCACAUACAGGACCAAUAGAUAUUUCACUCAAACUGAAAACACCCAUAGAGAGAGUUGCACAAUGAGAAAACUUUAAUCGAGUUUGGAAAUGAUUAGCGAAACAAUCUCUAGUUCUUGAGAGCUCAAAGCAGACAUGAAGAUCAUGAGUCUAGCAACCAGAUCUCUCUCGAUUGAUCUCAUAGCCUUAUUUCUCUCCCUCAUCCCAUUCCUUCAAAUCAAAGCCCUUGCCCUUGACACAACAAUAUCAUCCUUUAGUCUUUCGAACACUAUUAAUGUUGCUGGCAACGAGACUGAUUUCCAAGCAUUAUUGGCCUUCAAGUCGAAUAUUUUCCCAGAAUAUCAAAAGGCCUUGAGCUCAUGGAAUGGAUCUCUCCAUUUCUGUCACUGGGAAGGGGUCCAAUGUGGACGCCGACACGCAAGAGUCACCGUUAUAGACCUCGCGUCAAAAGGUCUAACGGGUUCUCUAUCUCCUUAUAUUGGGAACCUCAGUUUUCUUCGGGUGCUCGGGCUCUUCAACAACACUUUUAUAGGUGAAAUUCCAAUGGAACUCGGUAAUCUUUUUAGGUUACAGAAUCUGACUCUGUCUAUCAACAAUUUCGAAGGGAAAUUUCCAACAAGCCUAUCUCGUUGCUCCAAUCUCAGGCACUUAAGUGCAGCAAAAAACAAGCUAGUUGGAGAGUUCCCGAAAGAACUCGGUUACUCAAUGCCGAGACUCGUAUCACUGAUCUUAAGUAAAAACAAUUUGAUUGGAGGGCUUCCUCCAUCGAUUGGGAAUCUUACUUCUCUGGUAGUCUUUGGUGCCACUUACAAUCAGUUAGGAGGAAGUAUCCCCAACACUUUGGGUCAAUUGAAAAUUUUAAGAGAACUUUGGUUGGGUUUCAAUCAAAUUUCAGGUACCAUCCCUCAUUCCUUUUACAACCUAUCGUUGCUAGUUACAUUAUCACUGCCUAAUAAUCGGCUUUGGGGUACUCUUCCGCCAUCAUUUGGUUUCAUGUUCCCUCACCUUGAGGAACUUCAGCUCUACAAAAACCAAUUUAAUGGCCCAAUUCCGCUUUCAAUAUCCAACUGUUCGCAGUUGGGAAAGCUUGAAAUAAUGCAAAACAAUUUCAGUGGAAAAGUAAGAAAUGAUUUCGGAAACUUACAGAAUCUCUACUGGAUAUCUUUAGCUUAUAACAAUUUUGAAGCCAAGGGAACUGAUGGACUGGCCUUUCUUAGUUCUUUGACCAAUUGUAGCGAUUUGAGAGUGGUAGAAAUGGAGAAUGGUCAAUUCGGAGGGGUAUUACCGAACUCUGUGGGCAAUCUAUCUGUCUCAUCUGUCUCUUACUUGUCACUGGGUCUAAAUCAGUUGUACGGAUCUAUUCCUUCAACAAUAGGAAACCUUGUGAAUCUUCAAACCUUAGCUCUGAAAAAUAACCUAUUCACAGGCCCGAUUCCCAAUAGCAUAGGUUAUCUGCGUAAGUUGCAAGGGUUGGACUUUUCAAACAACAAUAUCACAGGUAAAAUUCCAGACUCUAUUGGGAAUUUGUCAUUGCUGAUUAAUCUAAACUUGCAGCAAAAUAGACUAAAGGGGGCCAUACCCUUUAAUCUUGGCAACUGUCAAAAUUUGUUACUACUGACACUUUCUGAUAAUAACUUUAAUGGGAGCAUACCAAGACAACUUUUGACGGUCUCUUCGCUGUCAAUUAGAUUGGAUCUAGCUCGCAACCGUUUGUCUGGAUCCUUGCCACUUGAGGUUGGAAACCUCAAAAAUAUAGGAGAAAUCGAUUUCUCCGAGAAUGGUUUGUCUAGUGAAAUUCCUGGGACUCUUGGUGGCUGUAGUAGCCUUGAAAACUUGUAUUUGCAGCAAAAUUCCUUUCAAGGAUCUAUUCCUUUAUCAAUGGAAUCUUUGAGAGGUAUUCAGAAUUUGGACCUUUCGAAUAACAACUUAUCCAAUCAAAUUCCGAGCUUUUUAGGUACAUUGGCCCUGAAGAAUCUCAAUUUGUCUUUCAAUAAUUUCGAAGGAGAGUUACCAAUGAAGGGUGUUUUUACAAAUGCAAGUGCAAUAUCAGUUGCCGGAAACUAUAGGCUUUGUGGUGGAAUUUUUGAACUACAACUAUGUCGAUGCACCACGAAAAAAUCAAGAAAUAUGAAGUUUCUUUCACGGACGUUAGGAAUCAUAGUAGCUUCGAUACUCGUUGGUGUAACCGUAGUGUCAUCUUUCAUCAUAUGUUUGUUCAAGAAGAAACGAAAGACCAAACCUAUUGUUUCAUUGUUGGAAGAUCCAUUCUUGAAAGUCUCUUAUGGAGAACUUCUCAAAGCAACUAAAGGUUUCUCUUUAAAUAAUCUGCUUGGUUGUGGUGGUUUCGGUUGUGUGUAUAAAGGUGUUAUUGAACAAAACGGAGAGUUGGUUGUUGCGGUCAAAGUACUUGACCUUCAAACUCGUGGCGCUACCAAGAGUUUCAUGGCAGAGUGCGAAGCCUUAAGAAAUAUUCGACAUAGGAACCUGGUUUCGAUCAUAACUUCUUGUUCUAGCAUGGAUUUUCAAGGGAAUGAGUUUAAAGCUCUAGUUUACGAGUUCAUGCCGAAUGGAAGUCUAGAUAAUUGGUUGCAUCCCAUUCCAGAAGCAAGUAAUGGCGAACGUGAGUUCGUGGGACUUGAUCUUCUGCAAAGAAUAGAAAUUGCCAUUGAUGUGGCUUGUGCUCUCAAUUAUCUUCAUUACCAAUGCGAAAGGCCAAUUAUUCACUGCGAUCUAAAGCCGAGUAAUAUCCUUCUUGACGGUGACAUGGUUGCUCAUGUUGGAGAUUUCGGUCUAGCUAGAUUUCGUGCAGAGUUCACCACUCCAAGUACUAGUUCAACAGAAAUUAGGGGAACCAUUGGAUAUGCAGCUCCAGAGUAUGGAUUGGGAAGCGAGAUGUCAACUAGUGGAGAUGUUUAUAGUUACGGGAUCUUGCUGUUGGAGAUGAUAACAAGGAAGAGACCUACAGACAUAAUGUUUGAGGGAGACCUUAACCUUCAUAACUUUACAAGGAUUGCCUUGCCUCAACGUGUGAUAGAGAUUGUAGACCCUAUGCUCUUAACGGAGGAGAGAAAUGGCAGCAAAAUGAUGGAAUAUCUAAUCUCCAUUUUAGAGAUAGGACUGGCAUGCUCCACAGAAUCCCCAAAAGACCGAAUGAGCAUCGAUAUCGUACUCCGUGAGCUUCAUCUGGUGAAGAGCAAUAUUUUGAAGGCCGACAUGGAAACCAAGACAAUGUUGAUAACUCGGGGUGUCCAAGCCAGCAUACGCACACUUCCAUUAGACAAUGUCGGAAGCAAACAAGAAUCCAAUCACCUUGCCAAUGUCCGCCAUGACCCUACAGAUCGAGCGGGUAUAUUAAACAAGAAUCAAUUUGAUUUAUGGUGUGACAAAUAAUGCUUUCAUCGUAAGCUUGACGAAUUAUAUGUUAGGACCACAUAACCAAUAUUUCGUAUGUUUCUAAGUAUGUCUUCAACUUCUCUCAACCUGUUGGGUACGCCUCGUUUAUAUUUGCUUACUUUUUCGAAUCCUAUCAGCGCAUUUACUGUACCAGUUUUCAAUUUGAACCAAAAAGGCAAGUAUAGUAUAUUGCUAUUCGGAUU
Messenger RNA from Rhododendron vialii, 3686 nucleotides. RefSeq names its product probable LRR receptor-like serine/threonine-protein kinase At3g47570. The coding region runs from base 226 to 3480 and encodes 1084 amino acids. Gene Ontology annotation, biological process: hormone-mediated signaling pathway; protein phosphorylation. Gene Ontology annotation, molecular function: protein kinase activity; ATP binding; protein binding. Gene Ontology annotation, cellular component: plasma membrane. NCBI's taxonomy places the organism in Eukaryota, Viridiplantae, Streptophyta, Magnoliopsida, Ericales, Ericaceae. The record is from RefSeq and is a predicted model, not a curated record. The transcript is spliced from 3 exons.